AUAUCCUCUCUCUCUCUUCCGCUCUCUCCCUCUCUUCUCCUCUCUUCCCCUCUCUUUCUCAGAGCUCUAUUGAGGAGGUUCGGAAUCUUCGGACAUCAUUUGUAGUAGGGAUUUUGGUGGCGGUCUUGCUUUUCUCUCGUAGUCAAAAGCCCUAGGCUUUAAUCGUAUUAAAAAAAAUAUAUUUUUGGUUUUUCCUGUUGGAAUUUGAUGGUGAUGCACCAAAGUGGUGUGUAAUUUGAAGUGUUUGUGAAAUGAUGGAGGGGAAGAGGAUAUCGGUGACUCCUCGACCUGGCAGUGGCCGGCGGGUUGUGGCUAAGAAGCGACCUCGUAAUGAUGGAUUUGUGAACAGCGUUAAGAAGCUUCAGAGGCGUGAAAUUUGUUCCAAGCGUGACCGUUCUUUCAGUAUGAGCGAUGCCCAGGAAAGGUUCAGAAAUAUACGCUUGCAGGAGGAGUACGAUACCCAUGAUCCGAAGGGACAUUGUACCCUGGUUCUGCCCUUUCUGAGGAAGAGGUCAAAAAUUAUUGAGAUAGUAGCAGCACGUGACAUUGUCUUUGCUCUUGCCCAAUCUGGUGUAUGUGCAGCAUUUAGCCGAGAAACUAACCAGAGGAUAUGCUUUCUGAAUGUCAGUCCUGAUGAAGUUAUUCGAAGCCUAUUUUAUAAUAAAAAUAAUGAUUCCCUUAUCACAGUUUCAGUUUAUGCUUCAGACAACUUCAGUUCUUUGAAAUGCAGAACCACAAGGAUUGAGUACAUAAGGAGGGGCAAACCGGAUGCUGGCUUUGCUCUCUUUGAAUCUGAGUCACUUAAAUGGCCUGGUUUUGUAGAGUUUGAUGAUGUAAAUGGGAAGGUACUCACUUAUUCUGCACAAGAUAGCAUAUACAAGGUCUUUGACCUGAAAAACUAUACAAUGUUGUACUCCAUAUCAGAUAAACAUGUUCAAGAAAUCAAGAUCAGUCCAGGCAUUAUGUUGUUAAUUUUCACCAAAGCUAGUAGCCAUGUUCCUCUUAAGAUUCUUUCAAUAGAGGAUGGCACUGUUCUCAAAUCUUUCAACCAUCUGCUUCAUCGGAAUAAGAAGGUGGAUUUCAUUGAACAGUUCAAUGAAAAGCUUCUUGUCAAGCAAGAAAACGAGAAUCUCCAGAUUCUUGAUGUACGCAAUUCCGAGUUAAAAGAAGUUAGCAGAACUGAAUUUAUGACACCAUCUGCAUUUAUAUUUCUAUAUGAGAAUCAAUUAUUCCUGACGUUUAGGAAUCGAACAGUGGCUGUUUGGAACUUCAGAGGGGAACUUGUAACUUCGUUUGAGGAUCACCUUUUGUGGCAUCCUGAUUGCAACACCAACAACAUAUACAUCACAAGUGACCAGGAUCUUAUUAUUUCUUACUGCAAGGCUGAUUCUGAUGAUCCUUUGUCAGAAGGAAAUGCGGGUUCUAUAAACAUAAGCAAUAUUUUGACUGGGAAAUGUCUAGCAAAAAUAAAAGCAAGCAACAAUUUCCCGAUGGAAAAUGAAUGCAGUUGCAGUAGCAAUUUCAGCAGCAGCAGCAGCAGCAUCAGUGGCUCAAGGAAACGAGCUCAUGCCUCUGCCUCUAGGAUUAGAAGCACGGUUGCAGAAGCCCUGGAAGACAUUACAGCUCUUUUCUAUGAUGAAGAACGCAAUGAGAUUUAUACUGGCAACAGGCAUGGCCUGGUCCAUGUAUGGUCCAACUGAUGUGUGUAUUUCGUUAGUUCUGUGAUUCUUCCUUCCAGAUGGUUGAAUUCAUUAAGCUGCACCACUGCAGGAACUUGGUGGAACUGUACCAUUAAAUGUGCUUGUCCUAGUUCAUUUUUAUUCUUUUGUUUAUCUGGUGUUCACAUUUCAUGUUGUUGGUUGUCAUAGAUGAGAUUAUAAAAUCAUAUUCACUUUUGUAGUUGUGCAUUAUAA
Molecule: messenger RNA, 1913 nt
Organism: Vitis riparia (riverbank grape)
Lineage: Eukaryota; Viridiplantae; Streptophyta; Magnoliopsida; Vitales; Vitaceae
Exons: 8
Coding region: 252-1700 (482 amino acids)
Molecular function (GO): protein binding
Source: RefSeq, a predicted model, not a curated record